Molecule: messenger RNA, 498 nt
Organism: Phytophthora nicotianae INRA-310
Lineage: Eukaryota; Oomycota; Peronosporomycetes; Peronosporales; Peronosporaceae
Exons: 4
Coding region: 1-498 (165 amino acids)
Source: RefSeq, a predicted model, not a curated record
AUGUGCCAUCACUUCGAGCAACAAGCAGACAUUGCACUAGAUCGCCACCAAAACCGAGCUCUGGGAAAACGGAAUCGAGAAGCAACUGUAGUCGGUAGCGAAGUUCGCCUAGACAACAUCGAGAUACCUACGCCCCUCGUUAGUAUCAGCGAAAUCGUCGAUGCAUUCGCUCCAUCAAGCUCAGCAGAAUCGACGUGUGGCAGCGCCAUGUCAAAAACUAUUCGCUCGACAGCGAUAAUGCGGCCAAGUCAUCGUAAAAACUCACGCGUUCAGAAAGCAAGUACCGUUCCUCGUGACCUGCUGAGCAUCCUACCUAAACAAAACAACAAGUCCAAGGGUAUGUGCUAUCUAUCUAAGAAUGGCUGCAUCGGGCAAGCUCCAGGACUGUCCUACGAUUCAAACAGCGCACACUUCAAGCCCCUCGCGCUACCGGUAGAUGCCAAGACCUUCAUUGAGAAAAAUCUAAUGGGCCUGUCAGAGGGGUUCAAAGAUCUGUGA